AUGUGUCUCACCAAGGUCUACUACAACACCUACUCGGACGGGGCCCAGGACAUCACCGAGAAGGUCCACCCCUGCAAGGACGGUAGAAAUUGCACCCGUCCUGACGUGCGCACGUAUGACCGCAAGUUCCCCUUCAGCAAGCUCGGUGAGGCCGAGCCCGAGUCACAGCGAAGCCUGUCGGAGCGCCAGCCGACCCCUUACUUCUCGGGCCACACACCUCGCGGCUCCAAGUCCCCGUCCCCCUCCGGUAGACGUGACUCGGGAGUCUACAUGAGCGGCGCCAACACGAGCAGCAAACGCUACGACUACAGCGACCCGUACGGCGACAGCUAUGAUACCUACGGCUACUCCUCCCGCCGCGACCCCCGCGACCGCUACGAUCGCCCCGACCGCAACCGCGACCGCGAGCGUGAACCCCGUCUCAAGCGCUCCUCCACCGCCCCUCACAUCAUAUACAUGGACCGCGAGCGGGACCGCGACGCCGACCGCGACGGCAAGUCUUCGCGCUCUCGCUCCCGCUCCGGCAGCCGCGACAUCCCCCUCGGCCUCGUCCCCCUAGCGGACGAAUACGGCCGCCGCCGCCGCCACUCCUCCUCCUCCCGCUCGCGCGAGCGCGACGGCGGCAGCGACCCCAGCCACUCCGGCCUCUACUACACGGGCAGCUCGCGGCGCCGCACCGACGACCCGCAUGGGUACAUCCUGCACAACGACGACGACGAGCGGCGGCGGCAGCGGCGCGAGCAGAAGCGCCGCCUCUCCACCUCCAGCUACAUCGAGCCCUCCACCACUUCCGGCACCACCAUCGGCGACCCCUACGCUGUCGGCGGCGCCCCCUACCUCCCCCGCCGCGCAUCCACCAUCGUCCACCACAGCGACGGCUCCAUCUCCACCGGCGCCGGCACCGGCUCCUCCGGCCGCAAGCAGUUGCGCUGGGACGACCAGGUGCGUGCCGAGCGCGAGCGCCACAACGCCGAGAUCGCAAACCGCCCCUACCCGGGCGAGGUCAAGGGCAUCUUGAAGCAUACUGACUCGAUGGGGGGGAAGGGCAAGGGCAAGGGCCGCGAGGUGGAGGAUAUUGCGGGUCUGAGGCGGGCCAUUGAACGGAUGGAGAUUCCGCGUAGCAGUACGGGAGAGCGGGGCCGGGACCGUGAGCCGCGCGGUCGGAGGGGGGAGUGGGAUUGGGGUUCGAGUGGGAGGUAUGGGGCGGAGGAGUUGGAGGAUGGGAGGCGCAAGCGCAGCAGGGGGUAUGGUGGUGAUGAACUGUACCGGUAUUGA
Molecule: messenger RNA, 1275 nt
Organism: Chaetomium globosum CBS 148.51
Lineage: Eukaryota; Fungi; Ascomycota; Sordariomycetes; Sordariales; Chaetomiaceae
Exons: 1
Coding region: 1-1275 (424 amino acids)
Source: RefSeq, a predicted model, not a curated record